AUGCAAUCUCUAAUCGACCAGGCUAACAGUGGCCAUCGUUUUGGUGCCAAUCCAGAAAAGAAGGAAUAUUGGAAACUUGACUGGUUUACUCCAGCAAAACAAGACUCCUUUAGUGCGAACUCUGAAACAAACGAUACCGCUAACGAAACCAAUAGAGAGACGUCACAAGAGAAAUAUAACUUCAAAUACCAAACCUGGGUUAAAAUUGACUCUGCUGAAUCUAUACCAAGUGAAGAAAAUGACACCUUGCAGCCAAUAGACCUUUCCAUAAUUGACCGAAAUGAAGUCUCAGAUGGUAACCAAGGUAACACAGAUGGAAAUAAGGAUAGCCUCACAGUAGAUGACAUCAGAGGUGCUGUCGGGGGAAGUGAAUCUAUUCCUGGACUUUCCAGUGGUACAAAUAAUAACCAUGAUCUAACUGAACCGGCAGCCGAAGAGACUCAAACUGUAGUUAACACCGAGCAAGCCGCUGAACAACAAACAUCCACUGCAAAAGAUGUACCAGCGGAUCUUGUAAGUCAAACUACCACUGAAAAUAUCUUAGAUACACCUUCUCCUACAACAUUUACAGCUGAUACUGGCACACUAACUACAAAUACUGAACAACUAAGUGCAGUUGAAACUACAGACAAUAUUCAAACUACAAGUACAGACGAAGUUUUAACGACAGAUUUACCUGAAAAGGAACCAGCAGAGGGUAAUGAUCCUUCCAAUGAGACACAUGACAAAGAAGGUGACACAAAUAUGGAGCUUUGA
Molecule: messenger RNA, 756 nt
Organism: Kazachstania africana CBS 2517
Lineage: Eukaryota; Fungi; Ascomycota; Saccharomycetes; Saccharomycetales; Saccharomycetaceae
Gene: RTT102
Product: Rtt102p
Exons: 1
Coding region: 1-756 (251 amino acids)
Biological process (GO): chromatin remodeling
Cellular component (GO): RSC-type complex; SWI/SNF complex; nucleus
Source: RefSeq, a predicted model, not a curated record